GUUCCUCCGAGCAAUGUCCGGGCAGAGCAACAGGCCGGGUGCUGCCAGCGUCCCGCUGUCUGUUUCCGGCCUCCGGAGGAGAGGGACCGGCAGAAGCCGGGGUCUCCGGCCACCAUGUCCCGCAGUGUGUUCGGUGCCGGCCUGCUGAUCAGGGCGGUGCACUCGGUGCUGAGCUGGGGGGUGACAGCGGUGCUGUUCCUGCAUGACACCGAUCUUUACCAUCAGGAGGAUGACUGGAUCUAUCUGCAGCCUCUGACAUUCGUGGCUGCGGUCAUGUGCUCCGUGGCGCUUCAUCUCGGGGUGUCACUUAUGGACCCAGGCUAUGUAUAUAUGGACAGUGAUGAGAAGUCUUUUCCCGCGGACGACGAGCAGGAAAUGAUGUCACUGAAACCCAGCCCGGUGCGAAUGAGGCGCUGCGGAUACUGCCUUUUAAAGCAGCCAAUGAGGGCCAGGCACUGUAAAUCCUGCCAGCGCUGUGUGCGGAGAUACGAUCACCACUGCCCCUGGAUAGAGAAUUGCGUUGGUGAGAAAAACCACCGGGUCUUCAUCCUGUACCUGACCGUCCAGCUUAUGGUACUGUUCUGGGCUUUCUGUUUAGCUUGGUCUGGGUUCCAGUCUGACUUUUCUUGGAGCGGCUGGCUGCGUGUUAAUGUAUUCUUGCUCUUAGCUUUCAUGCUAAUCAGCAUCUUAACAAUGGUGGUCUGCCUGCUGCUUGUAUGUCACCUGUACCUCAUCUCCUGCAAUUCCACAACCUGGGAGUUCAUGUCCUACCAUCGUAUUGCCUACCUGAAGCAGUGCGACUCGGACACUAACCCGUUUGACAGGGGCAUUGUGCGGAAUCUGUGGAGUUUCUUCUGCACCUGUGGCACCGUGGCCUGGGAACGCGUUUAUCUCACAGAAACUUACAACGCUGUUUGAAACCAAUAUUACUUUUGUGUGAUUUGCCAGCCUUGGUCCUCACUGCGGUACUUUAAUGGAAGGAUGCUGCUAAUAGCUGCUCCAUGGAGGGGCUGGAUGACUAAGCAGCAGGUUCUAGAUGCUCAAGGCUGUGGUUCUAGUGAAGAAUUAGCUGUACCAAGUCAGAACUACCCUGUAUGAAAGGACCAACAGUUGUACCAUGAGGCAGCCCAGGCUGAUGUAUGGCAUCAGCAUCCAGUUCUGCUGAACUUUGUUGUCCCUGUAGGAGAUAUACAUCCCAUUCAGGAGUCACGGAUAUCCCCAGAAUAACAUUUCUUUCAGCAUCUUCCAGUAGCUCCUGUAGGACAUCUGUUCCGCUUAGAUGACCAGACAAUAAGUUGAGAGGGGAAUGCACCAACGUAGAGGCACAGGACAUGGAUUGUGCCAGUAACCUCCUAUUCAAAAGUCUGUGUGAUAAGAUGCUGUGGAGAUUGCUGGAGGAGACUACUCUGUCUUGGGUCCCUUUUUAGCCAUGACCUGCUUCUGGCCAGGACCUUUAUUAUUUUUUUUAGCAAGAAUAAUUUCUCUUUCAUCCAUCUGGGGGACGCUGCGCCAUUACUUGUGGGUUAGAGGUGUGUGGUUGUGGAGUUUGGCACAGAACUAUUAAAACCUGACUCCUCCCCCCUCUAACCCCUCCCAUCUCCUUCCUGCCUAGCCAGUACCUCAGUUUUAGUUUUGUGCCUGUGGAGUACAGACACAGAUUUUUUUCACUGAAGAUUUUAGUUAGGUAUUUUGUUAUUUUAUUUUGUUAUUUGAUUGCUUAUAGUGCCUAGUCCCUGUAUACAGGUGACAGGUACUGCUAGAGUGGGGUUAGCAAGGAUUUUCCCACUCUAUUCUGCCGCUGGAGGCCACCACACUUCGGUCACUGGGGCUUGAUUCCUGUUCCUGAGAAGUCGGCAGUGAGGAGGUACAGGAUAGACACAAUCUGUCUCUGACAGUAUUGGUCUAUCCUUCCUAUAUAUAUAUAUAUAUAUAUAUAUAUAUAUAUAUAUAUAUAUAUAUUUCUGUAUUUUUUAUUGCAAACUCUCCAAUCCUCUCCCCCCCCCCCACCCCCCGUUUAUUCCUCCCCCCACUCCUCUCUCCCGGACCUCCGGCGGUGAGCAGUGGCGAGGGCUUUACUUAACCCUGCUACUGUUUUGCUGAUCAGUACGGGAAGUGGUGAGUCACUCCCCAGGGGGGGCGCUAGACGCUACCCGAACAGAGCCGCUGUAUGUAGCGGCUCGCGGGAGCCGCAUUCCGACUGCACUACUGAACUAACAGGACGAAUUCCCGCCCUGCACUGCCGCGCGCGCACUCCCUCCCAGCGUCUACAAGGGCUCCAGCCGCCAUCUUCUCCAGAGGCAGUACGGGGGACGCUGUGCAGCACAUGCACACUUGUUCCUAACAGCAAGUAUAUUUUGAGCAAUAGUGUCAUUCUAUACUUUUGGGGGAGUUUGCAGAUGUAAAUUUUGAACUGGCAGAGUCUAAUUCACAGUAUAUUUACAAUAUACAUUGCACAGUGUAAUUCACAGUAUAAUUACACUAUACAUUGCACAGUAUAAUUCACAGUAUAAUUACCAUAUACAUUGCACAGUAUAAUUCACAGUAUAUUUACAAUAUACAUUGCACAGUAUAAUUCACAGUAUAAUUACCAUAUACAUUGCACAGUAUAAUUCGCAGUACUGUUCACUACUCUACUAAGUUUAUUGUUCGUUUGUAGUACAUCAGAUCUACAAAAGGGAAAGACCACCUCGGUGGUUUAUUUUUCCUGCUCACAAUGUGGGUCGAAGCUAGCUAAGGGUAGCGCGGACGCAGGUGCCCUCUGUGCUUCCUGCUCGGGUGCAUCUGUGGCGGACCAACAGGGAGGUUCCGCAGAUCAGUCUAUUCCUCCAUACGGUGAAACCUCUGUGGACUCAAAAUAUGGGCAGGUGUCUUGCUGAUUUAACUCUGUCUCUAGACAAAUUUGUGAACUCUGCCAGCAGUUCUUCUGCUACAAAACGGCCACAGCCGUUGCCGCUAUAACUUUUCCGGGGGAGGAGUUGGAGACAUCCCCAUUGGAGAAGGGGGAAGUAGACCCAGAGUGGGGCGAGUUUUCGGCCUGGGAAUAUGAGGAGUUUUCUACUAGCUCCGGUGUUAGAUUGCUGAUAUAAGCCAUUCAUCAGACUCUUAAUAUUUAGGAUAGGUGGCGGAGUCUUCCUCUGCCUUUUUCAAAAGACAAAAAAAAAAAAAAAAAAGACCGGUUACUGUCUUUCCUUCUCAUUCACACUUUGUGGAUAUUUUAAAAGAUCCUUGGCUUAAGCCGGAUUCUCGUUUUCAAGCCCUAAGAAAUUGAAAUUUCUAUAUCCUUUUACAGAGGAGGAUACAAGAUUUUGGGGAAAAACUAUGGUUAUUCCUUCUGUACAGUCUGUGACGUUGAAAGAUCCUACAGAUAGAUAUAAGUAUUGCUUCAAUUCUCCUAUGUUUUCUUUAUCAGUUUCUGUACGCCCAAUUCUAUCUGGCGCUUGGGUCCUCAAGGCCGCGGAUGACUGGCUAGCACAUGUCGUAUCUGGAAUGCAGUUGGACGAUCCAUCGGAAACGAUUCAAUUAGCAGAACAGAUUUCGGAGGCUCUUACUUAUGUGGGUGAGACCUUGUUGGAUUCUGCUGCGCUACAAUCCCGUAUUUCUGCCUUGACAGCAAGACGGUCUUUUUGGCUUCGGGUUUGGAAUGCCGAUUCUGUCUCAACGCAGACCCUGACGGCGGUACCCUUUGAAGUUGAGUUUCUCUUUGGGUCAAACUUAACGAAGAUUAUUCGGAUACUACAGCGGACAGGAGCCCUAUUCUUCCAGUUGCGCCUCAGAAACCAAAGACCACGAGGUUUCGGUCCUUUCGUAAACAGGGCAGAGGUGGUUUCCAUUCCUUUCGUGCUUUUUCUAGUUACCCACGAAGUGGGGCAUUCAGAGGUAGAGGAACACAGGUGACUCGUAGACCAGCCAGUAAACCUG
This is a messenger RNA of Pseudophryne corroboree (corroboree frog), 3918 nucleotides long. It is a transcript of the gene ZDHHC12, whose product is annotated as zinc finger DHHC-type palmitoyltransferase 12. The transcript is spliced from 5 exons. The record is from RefSeq and is a predicted model, not a curated record. Lineage: Eukaryota; Metazoa; Chordata; Amphibia; Anura; Myobatrachidae. Gene Ontology annotation, biological process: peptidyl-L-cysteine S-palmitoylation; protein targeting to membrane. Bases 115 to 918 code for a protein of 267 amino acids. Gene Ontology annotation, molecular function: protein-cysteine S-palmitoyltransferase activity. Gene Ontology annotation, cellular component: Golgi apparatus; endoplasmic reticulum.